Messenger RNA from Cinclus cinclus, 963 nucleotides. RefSeq names its product MyoD family inhibitor domain containing 2 (gene MDFIC2). The transcript has 4 exons. The record is from RefSeq and is a predicted model, not a curated record. Lineage: Eukaryota; Metazoa; Chordata; Aves; Passeriformes; Cinclidae. Bases 1 to 639 code for a protein of 212 amino acids.
AUGUCAGAGGACAAGACAGACAAGGUAAAAAUCAAAGCAGCUGAAAGUUUUGAACAUGACAAGCAAAAUAUUUCUUGGCUGAAAAAAGACCGUCGCACCAGCUCCCUGCCUCUACUGGCCCUCCCUGGGGUGACGCCAAGCAGUGAGGACCAUCCAGAUAACCAGCUUACAAAUGAAAAACACACAGAUGAAAAGCCUAUGAAAGGUAUUGUUAUGAGUUCUGUCGCAGAAUUCAGCAUCACAGACACUUCAUCAAAGGGUACCAAAAAUGAGAAGAAAUUGUCAGAUGCAAGCAGAACAUCCAUUGCUUCCCUGGAGAAAUGCAGAGAAUUCACUUACAUUGAAGAUGAUGCAUCAGUCCAUCAGAGAGACAGUGACGAUGAAUGCGCAACACUUAUCUUGGCCUGCUUGUUCUGCCAGUUUUGGGACUUUCUUAUAAUGCUGCCUGAUACCUGUGAACAUUGGCUGACAGAUACCUGUUGUCCAUCCAAUAGAUAUUACCAGACCUCUGACGAAGACCACGGCAACAACGACUGCAAUUGUGACUGUGACAUUGAUUGCAGCCUCUUUGAGUCCUGCCACGAGACUGGAGAGUGCCUGGAACUCGCCAUGGAGAUUUCAGAAGUCUGCUAUCGCUAAUAGGAAAAUUAUCGACAAAAUUCCUCAAAACUACCUGACAGAUUACAAAGGAGCUUUUGUGGUUUUUUUUUUUUUAAUAUUAAUCAUAACCAGAGGUUUUGCCAAUGAGGACUAUGUGCAUCUUGUUGCUCCCUCCCUGGAGGUCCCUAUAUCUGUACCAUUCUGGUGGCAUGAUAUCACAAACUGCUGAAACCAAUAAAGGACAUACAAGGCUCUUCUCUGCCAUAAAUGACAACAGAAUUACUAAGUGCCAAGUGUGAUUGCUGCUUUACCCACUGUCAAUCCGUGCUUUUAUAAACCUUGAAUUGCUUCAAACACUGAUUU